Messenger RNA from Aspergillus japonicus CBS 114.51, 543 nucleotides. RefSeq lists its product as uncharacterized. Bases 1 to 543 code for a protein of 180 amino acids. The transcript is spliced from 3 exons. The record is from RefSeq and is a predicted model, not a curated record. Lineage: Eukaryota; Fungi; Ascomycota; Eurotiomycetes; Eurotiales; Aspergillaceae.
AUGUCUAAUGAGCUGACUGAAGACAAUGCCUUCGAGUGGACAGUCAAGAGACUCGCUCCUAUCGACGAUAUUGUGAAACAGUUUGAACACGAUAUCCACAAAGGGAGAUUGGUGGUUGAGUCUUUGAAGGAAUGGGUGGCCGGCUUGGACCCGGACUCCUAUAUACGCUUUGAGCCUCCGCCGGAGCUCCAGGCUGAGUAUGACGAGUACAAGGAUGCGUGUCAUGAGUUCGCGGACAAGAAGGCAGUGUACAUGCGCCUCCUAGAGAAACCUCGCAAAAACGCGCACCCAGAGGAUCACCUGGACAGGGCAAGAGCGGCGGUAGAGUGGGCCGAUGCCGCUAUCAGGGCCGCAAAGGGGCGGCUCCACGUAUUAGCCACCUACCAGAGCGUUUACCACACCCUUCGAUCAAUCAAUGGGCAUAUUCAACAGGCGGACGAGGCAAUUACCAGCGGGAGCAACGCAGUCAGGGCAGUUAAGGGGCAGCUCAAAUACAUUUGCUUGAGACACAAGCGUUUCUUCGAUAAAGACGUGUUCAAAUAA